AUUCCUGCCGCCACGCUCGCCAUCUCGCAUCUGCUGCACCCUCCACUGCGCAGCGUGGCCCGGGCCCUCUUGCCUUACGCUUGUCUCUCGCCGUUUCACCCCCGGUGAAAUCUCACGAUCGGCCGCAGCGGCAGCAGCAUCACCAGCAGCAGCGGCCAUGAGGGGUCGUUCGCUCGCCUAUCUGCGGGCGUCGCUCAACCGCAAGCGCGCCGAGCCCGAUGCCCUCGCGAGGCUCGCAGAUCUCACGGUGACCGUCGGAUCUGCGCCUAGUAUCGGCCAUCAAGCCCGCGGCGUGUCUGCGAUCUCAUCGAUCUCAUCGCGUGUCGCUCCAGCCGACGCCCUAACGGCUUCUGCCGCGUCUGCCGCUUCGCGUGACGCCAGCUUCGAUCCGAUCGCCGCACCCUCCGCCAUCCACGCCGCCACGACCGCCGCCCGCCAUGCGCCUUCAGUCGUCGCCCUCGCGCGCCCCUUCCUCCACCCCACCUUGUCGCCGCCUACCCCGGCCCGCGAGGUUCAAACCUUCUCCGCCUCGCAACUGGCCGCUCGUUACUGUCACAAUCAGGCCGGCGAUCAGCAUCACCUCGCUUCCGCGCUCGUUCCGGCUUCGCUGACCCGCGGCAUUCGGCGUGACUCCGUGUCGUCGUAUACUCCUCAUAAUAUGCUCCGUUUAAGGAGCCCGUUCCAUUCACUAGCCUCUGGCAGAAUUAGCGCCUCGGCCAGCAGUACGAGUGACAGUGGCAGCAGCAGUGACGGCGGUAGCAGCAGUGGCAGUACCGCGGGCAGCAGCAGCGGCAGCAGCAGUAGCGCUGCAGUAGCUGACAGUGAGGGUGUGGAACGCGAGGAACCGGCGCACGUUGCGCCGGAGGGCAGCUUGGGCGGGGAGUCUCCCGCAACGGCGGAGAGCAGCGAGGACGCGCAGGUCGCGGGGGAGGGGGGCGAGGGUGGAUUGGGGGGGGCUGAGGGGAUCACCGGAGGGGAGGGGCGAGGAGGUAACGCUGCACUGCAGACCCCCCUUGAGCAGCUGUGGGAGCACGUGCGGCAGCUGCCGGACAGCAACCACGUGAUGCCCGUUGUGAAGGCGUGGGAGAGCAACGGGAACACCGUUGACAAGCGCCUCACCACGCAGCUGAUCAAGAAGCUCAAGAACCAGCGACGCCCCAGGCAGGCAGCAGAGGUGGCGGAGUGGUUCGUGCAGCAGCCGGGCUUCCCCCGCCUGGAGGCGGACUACCAGCUGGUGCUGUCCGCGGUCAUCCGAGCGCGCAACGUGGCGGCCGCACAGGCAAUGUUCCUCUCGCUGCCUGAGGAGUUCAGGACGGAGAAGGUGUAUCAGCCGGUGUUUGGCCACGUGGCAAGGCGAGGGAGAUUCAUGUCCGUGGCAUCACAGGUGGAGUGGCUGCGGCAGCAGGGCGUGGUGGAGGGCAUCCCCUCCUUCAACGCGCGCCUGCAGGCGCUGCUGGCAGGCAGGCGGCGAGGGGCGGUGGUGGCGGGCAUAGGGGCGAUCAUGGAGGAGAUGAGGAGCAAGGGCUUCGCCCCCACUACAAUCACAUUCAACAUCAUCCUUGCUGGAUUUGGCAGGGCCGGGCAGCUAAAAGAAAUGGAGGAGUACCUCGGGCAGAUGGAAAACUUUAACCUGACCCCAGACCUGGCGACAAUCAAUGCCCUCAUAUCGGCCUACGUCAGCCAUGGAGAGCCCGAGAAGGCUCUGGAGUGGGAGAGGAGAUUAAAGACGUCGGGAGCCGGCCCCGAUAGAGGCACCUAUGCCGCCAUGCUGAGGGCUUACGGGCAGAGCGGGCAGGUUGACAAGCUGGAGGCCACGUGGAAUGAGCUGAUUGGGUCCACUGUGCCAUUAACGAGGGUGCUGCACAAGGCACGUAUUGAGGGCUAUGGGAUGGCUGGUGACGUGGCCAUGGCAGAGAAGGCUUUCCAAGACCUGAGAGUGCAGCAAGCCCCGGUGACAGAGACCUUCAACUCGCUCGUCUUCGCCUACGCGCACAACGGGCUCAUUGACAAGGCCAAGGCCACCAGGGCGGAGAUGGAGGCCACCGGCAUGCGCCCCGACGGCAUCACCUUCCUGCACCUCCUGCGCGCCCACCUCGCCGCCCACCAAAUCGACGAUGCGGUUACCACGUUACGUGACGCGGCGGCGGCCGGCGUGCACAAGGCACGCAUGAAGCUGCCAUUCCGCGCGUUUGCGGAGGUGCUGCAGGGGUUUGUGGAGGGCGGGGAUGUGGGGAAGGUGCGGGAGCUGGUGGGGCUGGCGCGCACCAUGUACCGCACCGAUGCCAACCUGUUCAACUCCAUCAUUGCCACCAUUGCCAAUGCCUGGAGGAAGAAGGGGCCAGGGACUGGGGCAGGGGCAGGGGGAGUGGAGGGCGGGAGUGGGGGAGAGAGUGAGGAGGGGAUUGAGGGAGUGGAGGGGCAGGCGUUGAGUGAAGUAUAUGGGGAGGAGUUUGUGAGUGAGGUGAGGGCGGUGCUGGUGGAAAUGAGGGAGGUGGGGGUGAAGGCCAACGAUGCCACGGAGGAGGUGCUGCGCCCGCUGGGGCUGAGCCACCUGGUGGAGGAGGUGGGCCUCAUGAGAGCGGUGCGAGAUUCUCCUGCUGAGGCACGCUUUUAGACGACUCCUGCUCCUGUGGGGGCUUAACCGUCGGUGCAACAAGUGGUGCUGACUAGGGCGGUGUGAGAGCAAGGGGUGGCAAAGGGGGGAGGGGAAGGAUGAGACGGAAGGGCGAAUGCGCAGGGGAAGCUGGGAGGGUUGGGGACGGGGGGAUUGCAGGGGGAAGGGGAGGGGUUGGGGUUGUGAGAGUGAAGGAAGUGAGACGAGGCGAAAGCAGCUGGCAUUGUGAUGUGUAAUGCACAGGGCUUCAGAUUGGAUUUUGAGGGGCUGUUGGCUCAGGGUGCCCCCAGCAGGAGCCCCCGUUUUUCAGGGUCGGGUUUAUCAGAAAGAAAAUGAUUGAACUAGAAUGUGUGUGUACAAGGAUAAAUAGACUAGGGUGUUCUACCCUCUAAGGCACAAUCCAGUAUAGUCUACAGUAACAACCUACGCUACAUUUGACACAC
This is a messenger RNA of Closterium sp. NIES-67, 3057 nucleotides long. NCBI's taxonomy places the organism in Eukaryota, Viridiplantae, Streptophyta, Zygnematophyceae, Desmidiales, Closteriaceae. The record is from the annotation of a GenBank genome assembly.